AUGUGCGGUAUUUUUGCAGUUUUCAAUUAUCCGGAUGAUAUUCAUGCUUUUCGUCGACGAGCUUUACUACUUUCCAAACAAUUGAGACAUCGAGGUCCCGAUUGGAGUGGUUGUAAAAUCUCGGGAAAUAACAUUUUAUGUCAUGAACGUUUAGCCAUUGUUGGUGUUGAUUCUGGAGCUCAACCUCUUACCAAUGAGGAUGAAUCAAUUAUCCUCGCCGUCAAUGGCGAAAUUUAUAAUCACAGGGCUUUGAGAAAGCAACUCAGAUCUGGUGUUACUUUCAAAACCCAAUCGGAUUGUGAAGUUAUUCUUCAUUUGUAUUCUGAGAUAGGGAAAGAUGUUGUAAAUCACCUUGAUGGUAUGUACUCGUUCGUUCUCUUGGAUACGACUAGAAAUCGUUUCAUCGCCGCACGUGAUCCAAUUGGUAUUACUACUCUUUACCAGGGUUGGUCGUCGUCAUCACCGAAUACUGUCUAUUUUGCAUCAGAAUUGAAAGCGCUUAAUGAGGUCUGUGAUAAAAUUAUCUCGUUUCCACCUGGUCAUAUUUAUGAUAGUUUGACAGGUGAAACAACAAGAUAUUAUAAGCCUCCGUGGUGGGAUGGAGAAAUAAUACCAAAAAAUCCCAUCAAUUAUACUGUUUUAAGAGAAUCAUUGGAAAAAGCUGUCCGUAAGAGAUUAAUGAGUGAUGUACCCUAUGGUGUUUUGUUAAGUGGUGGUUUGGAUUCCAGCUUAAUUGCUUCUAUUGCAACAAGAGAAGCUGCAAAAUUAGCUGCUACCCAAAAUGGAUAUCAAGAAGAUUCAGAUGAACGUCAUAUCGGAAAUUCUGGUAAGAAUUCUUUGACAAAAUUCAAUGGACUUCACUCUUUCUCCAUUGGGCUUCCUGGGUCGCCUGAUUUAGUUGCUGCGCGCUCAGUUGCGGAAUUUUUAAACACCAUACAUCAUGAAUAUACCUUUACAAUUCAAGAAGGUCUUGAUGCAGUUCAUGAUAUUAUUCAUCAUUUGGAAACAUACGAUGUAACAACAAUUAGGGCAAGUACUCCGAUGUACUUACUCUCAAGAAAGAUUAAAGCCAUGGGUGUCAAGAUGGUUUUGAGUGGUGAAGGAAGCGAUGAAAUUCUUGGAGGUUAUUUAUAUUUCCAUGCUGCACCAUCUGCUGCAGAUUUUCAUAAGGAAACGGUCACGCGUGUAAAGAAACUUCAUACUUCUGAUUGUUUGCGAGCAAACAAAUCUACAAUGGCGUGGGGUCUUGAAGCUCGUGUACCAUUCUUAGAUGGAACAUUCCUUAAUGUGGCUAUGGCUAUUGAUCCCGAAGAAAAAGUAUUUAGAGAAGGAAGAAUGGAGAAGUAUAUUCUCAGGAAGGCUUUUGAUGUAUCAACAACUGGGGGCGUACGUUAUCUUCCUGAUUCAAUUCUUUGGCGUCAAAAAGAACAAUUCUCUGAUGGAGUAGGAUAUGGUUGGAUUGAUUCUCUUAAAGAUGCUUCUGAGCAGCAUGUGACUGAUGAACAAUUUGCUAAUGCUGCUGAACGUUGGCCUAAAGAUACACCAACUACUAAAGAAGCUUAUUGGUAUAGAGAACAGUUUGAAAGUUGGUUUCCUCAGGAAGCAUGUAUUGAUAGUGUUGAACGAUGGAUUCCAAGAAGAGAUUGGGGUUGUCCGGAGGAUCCUUCAGGACGUGCUCAAAGAGUACAUAACUCUGCUUAUGAUAAUGUUGCUAAUGUAUAA
Messenger RNA from Rhizophagus irregularis DAOM 181602=DAOM 197198, 1722 nucleotides. NCBI's taxonomy places the organism in Eukaryota, Fungi, Glomeromycota, Glomeromycetes, Glomerales, Glomeraceae. The record is from RefSeq and is a predicted model, not a curated record.